UCACGCAGUUGCGUAAUUUGACAAGCGAAAAAUAGGGAGAAUGAACGUUUGACAGCUGGCUCUCUUGCUCGUACAGAUUGUUUCGAAACAAAACAAUACCUAUGCUUAAUUUAUUUGUCAACGAUUUCGGAUAGUUAGACUGUACCUCUGCUUUUAUGGCCGCUGCCGUGAGGAAUAAUGUUUGGGUUGCUCCGGGGCAGGACGCGCAGUUUCUUCAUACAACCACCGCGCCACUGACAGCCGACGGUCUGAGAGGUGAAGAUCAUGGACAAGUGCUCUGUAACACGAGGGAUGCGAUCCCCGGGACUUCCUCUUUUCAUGAUUAUAAUUUGGGUAAAUCUGACAUGGACUACCUGUCUCCGCACCAACAGGACAUAGUGAAUUCCAAAAUGUUGUGCAGGGACAGCGCUCUGAUGCCAGAGCCGCCUUUCAGCGAGGACUUUGCCUCCCCGUACAGCGCCAACAUGAGCCUGCUCCUUCCUGACAUCCCAUACCUGCACCCUGGUCUCUGCAGGACUAUGAGACCGAUCAAAACAGAGCCGUCACACUCUCUGAUGCACCCCAGCUGUCAGGGCAACAACGGAGGGCCGCUAACACUCCCAGAAUACACAGGUGUUUUUAGUGCAGCCGACACAGCUAGCGGUACAUUUUUUAUCAAACAGGAAGUGCCAGAUUUCCAGGAUGUCCCCCUGUUUCAACUUUUGAACUCUGAUUUGGAGCAGCUCGUUCAUGGGUCACAGCUGAACUCCAUCCCCAUGGCCCCAUUAAGUCUUCCUAUUGGGAACGUCCAUGUAGGCCCAGUGCAGAAUUCUGCUAAACCCACAAGCAGUCCUCAGAAUGAAUGUUUUCCAUUUAAUCGACACUUAGGCCAUCAGCAGAGACCAACCUAUUUGCCGCCCUCUCCGCCAAACUCUGAUCCCCCGAGUCCAGAAAGGGGGAAGGAGGUUCUUCACAAUCUGUCCCCACCUCCCUCCUACGAAGCCAGCAUCGCCUCCAAGUUAACUUUUCAGACCCAUAAUCCCAUUGAUUCAGGACAAAUUUCUAGUGUAGCUCCAAUCCAGUGCCCAGACCAGAAUUCCAAUCGUGGAUUAGUCCAAAGCCCAGGUCCUGCGCCAGUCCAGCGUUCAAGCCUAACACCAGGUCAGAUGACGCCAGGUGUUGGCCCACUGUCCCCAGUGUUGGCCCAGUCGGCUUCAGUUAGGUACAACAGAAGGAAUAAUCCUGAUCUGGAGAGACGGCGGAUUCACCACUGUGAUGUUCCAGGGUGCAGGAAAGUAUACACCAAGUCUUCUCAUUUAAAAGCCCAUCUACGGACCCACACAGGAGAGAAGCCGUACCAGUGCUCCUGGGAGGGAUGUGAGUGGCGCUUCGCCCGUUCUGAUGAGCUGACUCGCCAUUUCAGGAAACACACCGGGGUGAAGCCUUUCCAGUGUGGCGUGUGUAGCCGCUGUUUCUCCCGCUCUGAUCACCUGGCCCUGCACAUGAAGAGACACCAGAGCUAGAAAACCCUCUCAUGCAAAUCAAGCCAACAUUUUUUUUUUCUUUUCAGUAAACAUGGACAAAGAACCAGCACUUACAUAUCAGCAAACAAACAAAUUAAAAACUGUGGAUAAUUUCACUCCCUCCCCAGUGGAGACAUUCUUAGCAGUGCUGGCCCACAAAUAAUUGUUUCUUUUAUUGUAAAAAGGUUAAAUAUUACUGUUGCCUUACUUUAUUUCCACAAAUAUGCCCCAAUAUUGGGGGACAUUUGCAAAGAUGUCAGUCAAAAAUCAUUAACCAAAUGUGAUAAUGAAAUAAUAUUCAGCCUUUAUUUUCAUUGGAUUAUGUUGCACUGCAAAGAACAUGAACAACUUCAAGUGUCUAUUUUUUUCAAGUUUUUCAUUGUACAGAUCAUAUCAACAUGGUACCGUGUCAUUUAUUAAAUUAACGUUAAUAGCAAAUGGCCAUACUGUGAGUGCAGAUAUAGUACUGCUCUUAACUGGAAGGUCAAAGAAUAUGUUGUUUUAGUCAGCAGGUCAAAGGAUUGAUAGUGUGUGUGUGUGUGUUAGAAAGUAACAGCAGUUAGUUAAAGUUGUACGUAAAUAAGUUGGGGAUUUACUAAAAGACACAGUAGGAGGAAUAAAUAUUGGGAUGAGCGUUGUUUGCAAGCCGUGUGGUGAGUGCAGCGCUUACAGCAUGACUUUAACACUGCCAGAUUUAUGGGUCACUCUGCCAAUGAGGAUAACUCAAAACAAAAUCUAUAUUUACUCAUAACACUGAAAUGAAAGGAAGAUAAUGGGUUUGAGAUAUUAAUCAUAUUUAUUUGGACAGCAUUAUGAAUGUUCUAUAUCUAUGCCCCCUAUACUGUAUGGUAACAUAUCGUCCUUACAGAAAGUGUUAAAUGUCUUUCAGGCAGUUGCAGAGAUAAAUCCAAAUGGUUCUUGUUUGUUUUCUAUGGACUCUGCAUGAUGUUAUUUAAUUAUUGAAAAGGUUCUACGUAUUAUGUUGGGCUUGUUUUGUCCCAUGUUAAUUUCAGCCACGCAGCAGUGGUGGUUAAGAGAUUCAUGAUCAAACAAAAUGAAUAACUUUUGAGUACAGUGUGACAUUUCAGCAGCAGGUCAAAUUUAGACUCAAUCUUUCGACUUUGUUUAGGUUGCAAAUUAUCUGAAGGAAUACCAUAUUACUGACAGUUUGUCUUCAUAAGUAGUUACAAAGUGAGCCUGAGAUUUCUUUCAGACUUAGACUUGGCCCCUGCCAGUCUGAACAUCUGUGUAAGCUUUUUGGUUUCUUUGACUACUAUCCAUGUAUUCCAAUACCAUUUGAAAGUGCCUUUAACUACUUUUUUUGGACGAAUGAAAAACGAAGCUGCCCCGUUGGGACAAUGUUCUUUUAUCAGGUACUCUACUCUACUUAAAUGAUUCUGUAUGUUGGCUGCCCCUCCUUAUUUCCACUCUAUAGCAAUCUCUAUUUAUGACCAAGUUUCUUUAUAAUUAUAGAGUCGGGUUGGACAAAUAAUUUGUUAAGAUGUUUAUAUUUUUUAUCUGGUGUUUAAGGAUACAAUCUGGUGAUUGUUGUGUGUAUAAAGAUUUUAAACUUU
Molecule: messenger RNA, 3076 nt
Organism: Perca flavescens (yellow perch)
Lineage: Eukaryota; Metazoa; Chordata; Actinopteri; Perciformes; Percidae
Gene: klf5b
Product: Kruppel like factor 5b
Exons: 4
Coding region: 156-1502 (448 amino acids)
Biological process (GO): regulation of transcription by RNA polymerase II
Molecular function (GO): RNA polymerase II cis-regulatory region sequence-specific DNA binding; DNA-binding transcription factor activity, RNA polymerase II-specific
Source: RefSeq, a predicted model, not a curated record